AUGCCGCUGUUCUCUCGGUUUAAGAACAAGGGAGGACAACCGGUACCGAAGGUUAAGCCUACUCCCGACUACACCAAUGGCAGGCCUGCUGCGCCCGUCAAGGCGAGGUAUCAGUCAACAUGGAGCAGCAAGACAGUCGAGCUGAUGGAGGUGGAGGAGCUGGUCCACUUAUGUACCGCAGAGAUGAAAUCACGAGGUGAAGCGCUGGACGCGCCGUUCUUGCUCCUUCCCUUUCGGCCAGACACUGACGCCAGCGGUGCACGUACCUUCAUCCGCAACUUCUUCAAAAGCAAUGCAGAGGGAUCGCAUCAAUUUCGAGGAUCAGGUCUGGCUCAAGAACUGCGUCUCACUGAGGCCGUCGUGCUCUGCAGCAUCAUCAAGUGGUGCUGGAGUCGGAUGCCUGGUGGUGUGGUGACAUGGCCGGUGUACGAGGGCUUCCAGAUCGGCGAGAAGGAGUCCAAAAUGGCACGCAAUGCAUUCGACACCUUCAUCCCGAUUGGGGCGGGUAGCGAAGCGCGCAAGAACAUCAUCUUCGACUUCUUCGAUCUGCUAGCAGCUGUAGCGGCUCACGGCAAGACGAACGGUCUCGGCGGCCGCAAGCUUUCUCGACUAGCGGGAUGGUGGGCUUUCGAGCACUCAGACGAUGGCAAAGGGUUCGAGGGCGGCUACAAGUCGUGGACGACUGCAGCAGACGCUACUAGUCAUCUGUUCUUUGCGUACCUACGCUCACUAUCACCCGAGGCUGACCCGUCAUUGAGCGUCAUCGAGCGAAUACCGCGCUCUUUGCAGGCAUUGCUCGCUUCGACCGAGUACCCACCGGAAACGCCAACAUUACUGCAGCGGCUGACGCCGCGAGUGGUAAUGCUGGUAGACUCCGUUUCGCCAACACCGUUUGCGCUACUGCGGCGCGCCAAGCAUUUCGAGUACCGCGAUAACGAUCGCGUGUUGCGCGCCUACUCCGAGUUUGACGAUCCACUGGAUGCGCUGACGGACGAGUGCAAGCGUGUGCUGUACGCCGUAUCAUCGACCAACUCCGCAGCAGCUCAUUCAAGACACGGUGUUAGUCGCACAACAUCUGGACAGGAGACAUGGUCGAACUUCCAGAACCUUGGCUUUUCGGACCUCGACUUUGCACCGAAGGCUCCGAAUGGCAUGAAUGGUAGCGUUCGCCCACCCGGUGAGGCGCUGAAAGCGCAACCGCGGUCGAGGAACGCAGAACACGGUAGGCCCACGACGCCAUCGUGGGCUGACUUCCUUUCUGCUGGCUUUUCGGACGACGACAUCGCAAAGUCGCCCACGUCACUGAGCCUACCCUCCGACAGAGUAUUACCGCCAAUCGGUAGCAGAACCCACACCCCGUCACAUGCCGUCAAUGGCGCAGGCGAUGAUCUUGCUCCAGGUGAAAUGGCAGCCAUCACAGACGUUGAGCUCGAUGAUGCCUUUUGGUGGGUAUGGAUGACGAGUCUGUCAAGCGAAGAACCAGCCGACCGGAAAGCUGUUUUCGGACGUUGUGCACUGAUCGAAACGACCGUUUUACACGGCAGAUGGCUGAUAAUGGAAGAGCAAGUCAAGGGAGCCUCGCCAGAACCUGCUCAGGACGCCUACAUUGCGCCAAAGAAAGGCAUCUUCGGCUUCACAAAGCGCGGCAAGGCCAAACGAACCAAGUCGGACCGGCUUUCUCCACCACCCAACGAACCGAUAGAGCGUGUGACGUCGCCUACGCCCAGCAAAAGCAGUCUUGCGCCGGAUCAAACUUCCAAGAUCAAGCAAGCCGCGGCCGCUCUCGCACGCCGACAGACUGACCAGAGUGAUGUAGAGUCUACGACGAGGCGUGGGCGCCACGAGGACAACGCUUCGGCGAAGACGAGCAGUAUGUUGACGUUAGGUAUGAUGACCGAAGCAAGUCCGGCCAUGAAGUGGGCACAUGCAUACGACAAGAACGCCAUCCGUGCUCAGUAUCUGGGUGAUUCGUUCGCCGGUAAAGGGAUGGAUUCGAGCCGCGAAGAUCUAGGCAAUCGGUCGUCUUAUAUCAACAUGAUGAGCGAUGGCGCAAGCAGCAGCGCACCGAGUGUACCUGCGCUCUCGCCAAAUGCAACGUCGUUCCCGGCCGACGGCCCGCACAACCGCGAUCUACCCAGCCUGCCUAACGAUCACGCAGCUAAAGUUCCUGAGCCGCAGCCGGUGCAAGCACAUCCCGCAGCGGCUCCGCAGCAGGAGGCCGUACCUAUGUACGAACCACCAGCGCCUGGCUUGCUGCCGUCCAAGCCUCCGGAAGUCAGUGUGCAUCCAGCGGAGCCGGAAGAGGACGAGGUACCAGAAGAGGUGCAGCCAAUCACGCAUGCAGAGGCAGCACCCGCACAACCCACAAACACUCUCAGCAAAGAAAUUGGGGUGCCUUCAUCGCCUACCGGAAAAGUCUCGAGGAAGCCGGUCCCUCCAUCAGGCAACCUUGAGGAGCAUCCCGCUUUCCGUCAAAGGCCCAAUGAAGAGCCAGCCUCUGCUGCGGUUCCAGCGCUCAGCUUCACGCGAGAGCCACAAGCAGCACGGCCGCAACCGCAAGUCCCACAGAGCCCCACGCAAAACGCAGCAGCUGUUGCAGCGCAAAGAGCAAUGGCUGCCAAGGGGUCCUCAAGUCCCGAGUCUCUAUCUAAGCAACCGAAGAACAAGAAGCAGCUAGGCGGCGGCGGCGGUGCCGGACUCAAGAAGCUAUUCAACCGCAAGAAGGACGGUGCAAACCGGCAGUCUCUCGACAUUCCGGCACCCAACAGAGACAGUCUUGCCCCGCCAUCCGAAACGAAUCUCGGUCGUCGGCUGUCACUUCUGCGGAGGAAGGGAGGCCGCGGCGGCCCGAACGGCAGUCAAAUCGCCAUCGCCCAGCCAGCGCCCGAGACUAUCCACGAACCCAUGCCGGAGUUACCUGGACAACGCGACGGCGCGGUCGACAUGUCUGACGCUCGCUCAGAUGCUAACCCGGAGGAGGAGUUUUCGCGCUUCGACCAAGGUCCGAUCGCGGAAAUGCCUUCUGCGUCGCCGGCGGAGGACGUUCCGGAGAUUCGAACGGACUAUCAUCACCAUGAGGAACCUGAAACCGAACUCCCCGCUCCGACGCCGCAACGGCACUUCAACACCCAACUAGCCAGCCGCAUCGCGCCGGGUACAACCGAGCAUCCGACGCAGGAAGCGGAGACCGAGGCCUUCGUGACGCCUUUGGAGCAUAGCGAAGCGGAAGAAGACACGUACCAAAACGCACCUCCACCUGCACCUCCAGCAGCGACACACGACGCGCAGUCAGAAGUCACAAUGGACGAACACGAACCUGCCCACGACCAGUCGGCCGCGGAGCAAGAUCGCUGGGCCAAGAUCCGCGAGAAUGCGGCGCGCCGCGCGGCGAUGGCGAGAGGGAGCGAGGAACAUAGUAUGCAGAGUCGCACGAACCAGAGUCAGUUGUCGCGGGAGACGGAUGAUGGGGAGACUAGUGGGGAGGAGACCAUCGAGUCCCGCGUCGCACGCAUCAAGGCGCGCGUUGCUGAAUUGACGAGCGGCAGCGCCAAUGCCGACUCCGGCAGCGCUAACGGCGUGCGCAAGUGAGGUUACCCACCACACUGGGAAGAUGGACCCAAAUGCUCAUCGCCGGAAGCGAAAACUGACCUCUAAAGGCGGGCCGCGAUGGAAGCAAUACCGAAUAUACACACCGGACAUACACCCCACACCACCGCACAAACAGCAAACAGCAAACAGCAACAAAGCGUCCUCCGCGGCGCAUUCUCGGCGCCUAGCGUUGUUCAUACUCCCCGAUCUGCUUGCUCUGUCAAAUCACCGAUGCUUGUUGAUCAUGCUAGAGAUACCACCUUUCGCGGCUUCUUAUUUUUCCGUUUCAGCUAGCUAUGGCGUUCCCGGGAGUUUU
This is a messenger RNA of Baudoinia panamericana UAMH 10762, 3904 nucleotides long. RefSeq lists its product as uncharacterized. The transcript is spliced from 3 exons. Lineage: Eukaryota; Fungi; Ascomycota; Dothideomycetes; Mycosphaerellales; Teratosphaeriaceae. The record is from RefSeq and is a predicted model, not a curated record. Bases 1 to 3588 code for a protein of 1195 amino acids.